GCACCAGAGGAACCGAUCUAUCAAAACUGCUACUGGUCAGGCACAAAAGAAGUGCGUGAGAGAAAAAUCAAUAAUAAAAGUUUUCAUCGCCAGCAAAAGUGAGGAGUGUUUUGUGGAAAGAUCGAAGGAAAUUUGGUGAUUCACUUGGUAAACUAGUUGCAGCGCGUCGUAACGAUGGCCGAUAACGAGCAGAAAGCUAUGCAGUUGAUUGCAGAGGCGGAGAAAAAGUUAAACUCGUCGAAGGGUUUUUUCGGUUCACUUUUUGGUGGCGGUUCCAAUAAGCUCGAGGAAGCCGUCGAAUGCUACCAAAGGGCGGGCAAUAUGUUUAAAAUGUCUAAGAAGUGGGUUCAGGCCGGAUCGGCUUUUUGUGAAGCAGCUAGCCUGCACGCCAAGGCCGGCAGUCGCCACGAUGCGGCGACAAAUUAUGUCGAUGCAUCCAAUUGCUAUAAGAAGACCGAUCCAAACGAAGCGGUCAGCUGUCUAUUGAAGGCGAUCGACAUCUACACUGACAUGGGUCGAUUUACUAUGGCAGCUAAACAUCAUCAGAGCAUUGCCGAAAUGUAUGAAAAUGAAGCGAACGAUUUGCAACGUGCCGUACAACACUACGAGCAGGCGGCUGAUUACUUUAAGGGCGAGGAGUCCACUAGUUCGGCCAACAAAUGUAUGCUGAAGGUUGCCCAAUACGCUGCUCAGCUGGAGGAUUACGAGAAGGCCAUACAAAUCUACGAACAGGUGGCUGGAUCUUGUUUGGACAGCUCUCUGCUUAAGUAUAGCGCCAAGGAAUACUUUUUCCGGGCUGCGCUGUGUCAUCUAAGUGUUGAUUUAUUGAACGCUCAGCAUGCUCUUGAGAAAUAUGCCCAGCAAUAUCCAGCAUUCCAGGACUCACGAGAAUACAAGCUGGUUAAGACUCUCUGUGAGCACCUGGAGGAGCAAAAUGUAGAUGGUUUCACUGAGGCGGUAAAGGAGUACGACAGUAUCUCGCGACUGGAUCAGUGGUACACCACAAUAUUGUUGAGAAUCAAAAAGCAAGCCAACGAUAAUCCCGAUUUACGAUAAAUUAACAAACGAAGCCCAGGACGGUUACUCAACCCCAUCUAUCUUUGUGAAAUAUUUGUUUGAUCUAUUUGUUGAAAUGUAGCCACCAGCAGAAUAAACUAUUCGAUGAAUGUGAGCAUGCUGACAGCAAACGGUAGGAUAAUCGCAAUCGUUCUAUAUUAUCCUAUUUUUCUACUUUCCAAAAGUAUAUCAAUUAUAUAGAGUAGUAUUAAGUGAAAGACAGACUACAUUGCGACGAGGAAGAUAUUACCUGCAAGGAUAGAAGUAAUCCAAUCUAUCUAAUGAUUGUUUUGUUUAACGGAGCUAUCGUUCCCUGAUUCCGUUUUAUUUGUUAGGCUACAGAAGAUGUUACAGCAAAAUACGCUGAUUUUGUUUGUUGCUUUGUUCACUUUAACAAGUAAGGCAACUAUAAACUAAUAUUGCUCUAAAUAUGUAAAACGUUCUAACCAUGCAAACAAUAGAACAAUAAAAAUACAUUUAUCCAUUUA
Toxorhynchites rutilus septentrionalis is the source of this 1544-nucleotide messenger RNA. It is a transcript of the gene alphaSnap, whose product is annotated as alpha-soluble NSF attachment protein. The record is from RefSeq and is a predicted model, not a curated record. The transcript has 5 exons. Gene Ontology annotation, cellular component: vacuolar membrane; SNARE complex. Lineage: Eukaryota; Metazoa; Arthropoda; Insecta; Diptera; Culicidae. Bases 175 to 1056 code for a protein of 293 amino acids. Gene Ontology annotation, biological process: intracellular protein transport; SNARE complex disassembly. Gene Ontology annotation, molecular function: soluble NSF attachment protein activity; syntaxin binding.